Plodia interpunctella (Indianmeal moth) is the source of this 4539-nucleotide messenger RNA. Its product is annotated as glutamine--fructose-6-phosphate aminotransferase [isomerizing] 1-like. NCBI's taxonomy places the organism in Eukaryota, Metazoa, Arthropoda, Insecta, Lepidoptera, Pyralidae. Gene Ontology annotation, biological process: UDP-N-acetylglucosamine metabolic process; carbohydrate derivative biosynthetic process; fructose 6-phosphate metabolic process. The record is from RefSeq and is a predicted model, not a curated record. Gene Ontology annotation, molecular function: L-glutamine:D-fructose-6-phosphate transaminase (isomerizing) activity; carbohydrate derivative binding. The coding region runs from base 235 to 2259 and encodes 674 amino acids. The transcript has a single exon.
GGUUGAAUUUAGUUAGACUGGCUGGAUAAACCUGUUUUAUUUAUUUUACGACACUAACUGGCUGUUGAUAACGAAACACGAUGACGUGUGCGUUGCCGAAGUGAAAGUAACUUAUUAGUGGUAGGAGCGAUACGUGUAGGCCUUCAAUAUCGGCAAUACAUUCGAACACUUGCAGUCUAUCGCGAGUCGCGGUUUAGUUCGCUUGACCCCAGGUUACGUUCUGCUCUAAUAACAAUGUGUGGAAUUUUUGCAUACAUCAAUCACCUCACGCCAAAGACCCGGCGUGAAAUAUUGGAACUACUUGUUAAUGGAUUAAAACGAUUGGAAUACCGUGGCUACGACUCUGCGGGCGUCGCCAUCGAUGCCGCUGACCAAAAAGACAUAGCGGUGGUGAAACGCAGUGGCAAAGUCGCCGCACUUGAGGAGUUGCUACAAGAGCGUAGUGUGGAACUGUCCAUAGAAGAUUGUGUGGAGUCUCACUGCGGCAUUGCUCAUACUCGUUGGGCUACCCACGGAGAGCCGAGCGCGGUUAACUCGCACCCGCAACGCUCUGGAGAAGACAACUCUUUUGUUGUCAUUCAUAAUGGUAUAAUCACUAACUACAAAGAAGUGAAAACAUUCCUAGAAAACAAAGGCUACACUUUUGAGUCUCAAACGGACACUGAAGCUAUUGCUAAACUAAUUCAUCAUAUUUACAACCAACACAAGGAUUAUAAUUUUCAAGAAUUAGCUGAACAGGUAAUUCAACAACUUGAAGGUGCUUUUGCUUUGUGCUUUAAGUCCCGUCAUUUCCCAAAUGAGUGUGUGGCCACCCGCCGUGGUAGCCCCCUGCUAGUGGGCAUCAAGACACGUCGGCGACUAUCCAGUGACCAUGUGCCCAUCAUGUACACUAACAACAAAGGCACUCGUGGAGUGGUGCCCUCAGUGCCCCGUGUCAACAGCCAUGCUCACUUCCAACCAGAGGAAGAGAGAGAUGUUGAAUACUUCUUUGCAUCUGAUGCUUCUGCUGUUAUUGAACACACUAACAGGGUACUUUAUUUUGAAGAUGAUGAUGUGGCCCACAUAAAGGAUGGUGUGCUUAGUAUCCACCGUUUGUCUAGCAGUAGCAAUGAUCCUCAUGAACGUGAAAUAUUUACCCUGAAAUUAGAACUGCAACAAAUAAUGAAGGGAAACUAUGACUACUUCAUGCAAAAGGAAAUAUUUGAGCAACCAGAGUCAAUUGUAAAUACUAUGCGAGGUCGCCUAAACUUUGCUAAUGGUACUGUUACUUUGGGUGGUAUCAAAGAUUAUAUCCCCGAAAUUAAAAGAUGUAGAAGGUUAAUGUUGAUUGGUUGUGGUACCAGUUAUCACAGUGCUGUUGCUACCAGGCAAUUGUUGGAAGAAUUGACAGAACUUCCUGUUAUGGUGGAACUUGCUUCUGACUUUUUGGACAGGAAUACACCUGUGUUCCGUGAUGAUGUGUGCUUCUUUAUUUCACAAUCUGGGGAAACUGCUGAUACUCUAAUGGCUCUUCGAUACUGUAAGCGUCAUGGAGCACUAAUUGUGGGGAUAACCAACACUGUAGGUAGCUCCAUUUGUCGCGAAUCGCACUGCGGCGUCCACAUCAAUGCUGGUCCCGAAAUUGGUGUUGCGUCAACAAAAGCCUACACGUCACAAUUUGUAUCUCUUGUCAUGUUUGCUCUAGUUAUAAGUGAAGACCGUAUUUCUCUUCAAAAACGGAGGGCGGAUAUCAUUGCAGGUCUUCAUGAGUUGGAUAGUAAAAUUCGUCAAGUAUUGGCCCUGGACUCUGAAGUUAAAGCUCUAGCUGAAGAUUUGUAUAGUCAACGUUCUCUGCUUAUCAUGGGUCGCGGUUACAACUUCGCCACUUGCCUUGAAGGAGCUCUUAAAGUUAAAGAGUUGACAUACAUGCACAGUGAAGGAAUUAUGGCCGGAGAAUUAAAACACGGACCACUUGCUCUUAUCGAUGAUUCGAUGCCGGUAAUGAUGAUAGUAAUGCGCGACCCUGUUUACACAAAAUGCAUGAACGCCUUGCAACAGGUGACAGCGCGGCAAGGUCGCCCGAUCGUGGUAUGCGAAGACGGCGAUACAGAGACUAUGAGCCUGGCGUCUCGUUGCCUCCAAGUGCCCAAAACCGUCGACUGUUUACAAGGCGUGCUCACUGUUAUCCCUAUGCAACUCCUCGCCUACCACAUCGCCGUCAUGCGCGGUUGCAAUGUCGAUUGCCCACGCAAUCUUGCUAAAUCUGUAACAGUAGAAUGAACGAUUUACGCUCGAUCUCUGAAACGGCACAAAAUAUUAAGUACGUGAAUUUUAUGGACUGACUAAUUAGAUCUACAUUAUUUUGUAGUGGUUAAAGACACGCGGAACAGGCUUUAAGUUUGUUCACACUGUUGUUAUUUCUUUGGUAUAUGUAUGUAAAUUGCGAAGUUGUUAGAUUUGGAAAGAAAACAAAUCCAAUCAGAAUUUAAAUGUACCUAUGUCGUUUGGCCAUAAUUUUCGUUUGCCUAACAUAAAUGUUUUGAAAAGGACACAAAAGCAUAAAAGAAGAUUUCCGAUAAGCACGUUCUGUCUUUGACGUUGUAAAUUAAGUCUGCAAGAUCCAUUAUCAGCUACCUAUAAACACGAGCCAGUCUUUUCCAAACUUUCGGUUUUGCAAUUUUCGUUUUUUGGCGAUGAUAGUUAUGUAGCUGAUGGUGUUGUCCAAGCAUUUUUCAAGGUUACGUUUAAAUAUUCGGUUUUCAUAACAUUCUAUUUACAUUCCUACAUUUCUUUAAAAUAUUAUAUUGUGUACUACAUUCCACGAUCCAUCUUAGCUUACCUAGCUAUUUUCAAGGUUUUACCUCUCUAAAUCUUUGUUCAUAACAAAAGCAGUGCCACUGCCACUUCACUUGAAAUAUAUUUAUAUGCGUGACCAAUCUCUAUAUUUUGUAUUUCAGAAGUAUAUUGUUAUGUACUUAUUUUAAUUUGAUUCCGUUGAAAUAUUGAUUUUAUCCAUCUAAACAAGAGUCAGAGUAUAGAAAUUCCUCCCAGGUGUAUUUUUGUUUGUUUUAUGCUUUUGUUAAUUUAUUUAUUACUUUCUCUCCGAAAAACAAUAUUUAGUUUAAAAACAAUAAUUGUUAUAUUUUGAGAUAAUAUUCUAAAUAGAUUUUAUUUUCAUAAUUGUUCAUUUUUAUGUAUACCUUUUAUGCUUUAUAAUAUAUAGGUACCUAUGAAUAUUUUGGUUUGUGAUACGUAUUAGAUUCAUAAAUAUCAUCUUUUGUAAAAUUUGUACAUAAUUAUGAUACAGAGUUAGAACAUUUUAUAAAUUCGUUCGAAAGGUGUAAACUAAAAUGACACGCUCGUCCACGAAAUUUUCUAUAUAAUCUAAGUAAAUGAUAACUAUAUGUAUAAGUAUAAGAAAACGUAUGUACGUGCAUAAGGAAGGAGAGCGUCACUUUAGUUUAUGCAGGUUAUAUGAUUAUUGUUUUUAUUAUAAUCAUUUCGAAUAAUUGCUACUAGAGUACUUACUGUAUCAACUCGCAGUAUAGGUAGGUAUAUUGAAUUUAUUAAGACCACAGCAUCAAACUUAGGCAAUGGCAGGUUUGUUAAGGGAAAUUAACUCUUACCUAUGCUUGUAGUAUUAUAAUUUGAUGCCCUUACCGAAUUGAAAAAGAUAAAAGAUACAAACAAGGAAGUAAGUAUGAUAAGUGCCUAAUUUCGAGACGAUAAAGUACGAUUAGUGUAUGUAUAUAAUGAGAUAUUUUAAUCAACCGCAGCGUAACCGAAGUAAAUUCGUAAUUUUAUUUUAUAGAUAAAACUAAAAGUUUUUGUAAUUUCAUAUAAGUUUUAUUACAUAAUUAUAUUAUUGUUUUCUAUUCAAAUAUCCAUUAUCUCGGCUCGACUGCAUUUCUUUGUUUUCAAAAUCAUUAAAUGGUUUAAGUUGUGCAAUAUGGACAAUGUAUUUUUUGACCCUACUACGGCAAAGCGAAAAAAGGGUUAUAACUGUUUAAAUAUAAAAAAAUUAACUAGUCAAAUCUAUAUUGGAAAUCUUCAUAAUUUGUCAAAAAAAAUGUUAAAUUUUCUAUAAUUCAUUUAAUUACAUGCACGAAUUUUAAUACACUAUUCAAUGAUGUUAUACGUUUACGUGCUUAAAUUAUGCUAUAUAAAUAGGUAUGGAUUUACGAUUCAGUAUCCUAGUAGGUACUACCUUGUAUAUUGUUUACUUUGCCUGCACCACAUUAUCGUCAAAGGUAGACGCGAAUGUAUGAAUAUUGCGUACCCAUAGUUUGUAAGUAAUGCUUUAAUUUACCGCAAUGAAAAACCAGCAAUGUAUGCCGAAUCCGUCAGUUCGGCGAACGUUUCCGCGAUAGUGUGGAACUGGCAUUACUUACGAAGUACGAAAGAAAUAGGUAUCUCACCCAUAAGAUUUGCAUCAAUAAUACGGAACUGUAAAAACAAAAAUUAACUACAUAUGUAUUUAAGUAGAUGUAAUUGUGAUUUUUUGUAUAUUCUAUUUACAGUUAAUUAUUGUAUUUAAAUAAAAAUAUAUGUUUUAUUGUA